GAGGGAUGGGACAGGGAAGCAAAGGGCCUGGAUGACAGGAUGCUAUGACUGGGGAAGUAUGCCUUAGUGACUGUCCCAUGGACAUAGUGAACCUCUGCAGAGUUGGAGGUGGUGGUGGGAAAGGGUGAGGUCAGAGAAGUGGCGGCUUCUUCCAGAUGGCUGAUGCUGGGGGUUGGAUCACGACCUCUAUGACCCGAGACCCCGCUUUCACCCAGGUGCUUGCCAAGCCUGCUUUCUGCAUGCUGCUCCUGGCUAUACUGGACUCGGCUCUAGGGCGCGGCGGCAGACGCAAGGAUUGCAACGUGCCCGAUGUGCUUCGGCAUUACCGCGCUGUCAUCUUUGAGGAGCUACAAGCCGUGGUGAGAAAGACCCCGCGGGGACUGCUUUUUCUUGGGAAGGGCCAUGGGUUGUGGGAACAGAACCUGUGGCCGGGGGGCUGGGCCUGGGAAUGGGUAAGAGUCGCAGGAGCUGCUUAUUCAUGUCUGUUGGGCCAGGGCCAGUUUCUUCUUUGGUUUUAUCCAGAAAAACUUGGCAAGCACCAGGGGUCUCAGGCGCCUGGGACGAGGGCGAGCAGGGGGCGCCUCCUGUCGGGCAGAAAAGGUAACUUCUCAGAGAAGAGUUCUUGCUCCACCCCGCCCAGAGAGUUGGGAAAAGGAGUUGGGACUCUUCCAGGACUAGGCAGCUUCAGUCCCUUUCUUGUCACCUUCUUCUUCUCUCUCCCCUUCUCCCCUCCCCAGGAGCACCGCAUCUUGAUGUCUAUCUCGUCCAUGGGACAGGCUCUGCGCAAGUCUGUAGCGGGAACCGGGGCCGGAGCCGGACGCCGCCGCGGAGCCCUGGAGAAGGCUGUGUGGACGGUGGCCAUGCACACUGAAGCAGUGACCCGAGAGUACUGCGGGACUCUGCAUCAGGUCCGUCCCCGCCCCUCACCCCCAUUCCUGGAGGGGCCUUGUCCUCACAGAGCAGAGGUUGCAGUUAACUUGUCCCUCAGAGGGACAUCUGGACAGAGAGCCCUCACAGCUUUGCCCGCAGUUUUUCCGCAGAGCAGCAGUGUGAGCUGCAUUCACUGUCCCCACUGUCAGCGAAGCCAGAAGCGGCUGAGCCAGGACUGGCAGGAGCGGAAGCGAGGUCCGGAGAUGGAGCCAGAGCUGAACCUGGAGCCUGCCCUUGUCCCGGGUCAGAGUCGGGGUCGGGGCCAGAGACGGCGUCUUUUGGGAGCCGUGGAACACCUGGCUGCCUGUUGGGAGAAAUUGUUCUCUUUACGCUCCUUGGCUUCGGCCUCCGGGAGCUACUAGAGGAAGAAAUGGGAGUAAGGGAGUGUGGGGAGGUCCGUGGUAUGCCCUCCUCCGUGCCCCGGGCCUCAAGUCUCGGGAUUUCUGGGCUGGAGAAAGAGACCCCAUGGCUUCCCCUGCCAUGUCUCCUCUCCUACCAAUGGGCUGCAAAAAUAGCUGGAUGUGUGGGCGGGCAGGGUGGAACGGAGAAUUUCCUCGUUCUUCAUUUCGGUUCAGUCAGGGAUUCUUAGGUUUGGAGAACUUAAUGCUUCAUCUCUAUAUUCCUCGACUGAGGGAGGGAGAGUCGGAGUUCAUCCCGGGUGGAAGUGGAGGGAUGGAGAGUCGGAGCCGAAAUCUCGUGUCGCUGAAACUACUUUAGCAAUUUACGCUUGUAUAUAUUACCCUAAUAAAGGAAGGGAUGGGAGGGAAGUGUUCUGCUGGGGGAUGCGGGGUGCGGGGAAGGUGAAGUGGUGAGAUGAUGGUGCUAAAAGUGAUAUUUCGAAGAUUGACCUAUUUUAAAACACUUCCCUAAUCAAACAGUGGAAGCUUUUUCUGUACCAAUACCCUUAAGAAACUACGCUGAAGCUGAAUUUCUCUACUCUCUGGCGCUGGCAGCCUAACCCCAACCCAGCCAGCUAUUCUCAAGGAUCUUGUCCUACGGCCAUAUUCCCCCUUCGAGGCCUCAGGGAAGGGUGGAUGGCUGGACCGAGGGGAGUCGUGGAAGGAGUGACUAUAAAAGAUGGUGGAUAGAGAUCAGGUACCGGCUUUACACACACAAAACAAGACCUGGGGCUUUUGGGACAAUUCCAAAACAAUGAAUAGCCUCUUUCAGGCUUUUCAGCUCGUCAGCUUCAUAAAUGUUAUGUGCAUCUUUUUUCCUCACUUCACGUUUAGGAUCCCUAGAGAAAAUAGGUGUGAGUCUGUCAGGCCCAGGUUUCUAGCUAUUUCUUUGAAAAAUCUUCAACGCCUCUGAAAAAUAAAUGGUUUUUGGCUGUAACACCCGGAUAUCACUGGGCCAAUAAUUACAUCAGGCUGGAAUUGACCUAUCCCUGCAUUAAUCUGUCCCAGUACUCACUUUUCUUGGUACAAACUUUCCUGGACUGACAUGCUCACAUAUACAUCUGCCCAGGCACUGACUCUUCCAGAUAUUAAUGUAUCUAGUGGGAGCCCCUGAGCUGGAGAAAAGGUACACAUAGCUCAGUCACAAGGAAGAGAAAUGACUGACCCAAUUUGAUUCUGCAGUCCACUCUAUUCUAUCUCAUAGACAAGGCAGUAGGAAUCUUAAAGUUCUCUUGAAAGGAGAGAGAAGGAUAAGAGGGGCUUAGUUUGGGAUCUGCUCACAGAGAAAGAGGCCACUCCAAAUCUGAUCAGUUCUCAGUUCUAGUUCUCCAUGUGAAGGGGAUAAUUUCACAAUCCUGAGGAUAAAACAACGGGAACUCAAUUUCUCUGUCUUAAAAUCAAAUUCUAAGUUUGAACAACACUGCAGUGUAGGCAUUCACGCCAAUCUGGUCUGUUUUGCUUGCACCAACUUCGGAUGGACUUGAGCCUUCUUAUAACACUCCUUCUAUGCCUUCCUCCCUUCUCAUCUUUCUGUGUUUAGCUUAGUCACAGGGUGUAGGCUGCCCUGGUAUCUCUGAUUUCUCUGUUGGGUCAACUAGAAUGCCAAAGGAAAAGAGCUCCUCUUAUUCAAAUAUAUAAUCUCCUGAGUUUCAUGAGAGGAGGAGUAAAGAACUGCAGAUGGCCUAUGGAGAUCCCAUUUAAUUCUUGCCUUCUAUUAUCCCUUUCUCUCUUCAACUCUCUUCCCUUUCUGUGCUUGUCUAAUCUUUCUGAUAAGGGGAUACAGUGAUUUUUGCAUCGGGGAGAGCUACAAACUUCUCCUAGGAGGCUACUUCCGUGGCCUGAUAUUAGUGGUAUUCAGUGAUGUUUUCUGGGCAUAAACUUUCCCAAUUCCCAGAAACAGCUAUCCCACUAUAUCCUACAGGUUAUUGGGUACAAGAUAUUCUUCUAAGCCCUUCUCCCAUUCAAGAUAAAUUGGCUUAAUGAGGGCCCUUAGCAUUCUAGGUAAAUAUGCCCCACAUUAAUAGGAGUUUCCCCUAAAUCAAACCUUCUUGGGCCAAGCUCACCUAAAUAGAAUCUCUCCUGGACCAGCACCUAAGAUGCUCUUUUGGGUGAGACUCAUCUGGGUCCCUCUCACUUUUGAGAGAGAAGGUCUCCAAAACCCUCCUUAGACCUACUUCAUCCCCACCCCUACUCCCUUGGACCCAGAGCAGACCAGUUUCCCUGCUGUUUCCACUGGUUCCAGAAGUCUGAGGAAAUGGGAGGGAUAUUUUGAUUUAGUGUUAGUUCUAUUAUACAAUUCAGUGUAUUUUUGGAUCCAUAUCUACAUGUGCUGAGGCCACCAGGGGUCAGUAUGCCCUGGCAUGGGCAAGCUGUUCUCUAGGACAAAACCUCCUCUUCCCACUCAUUCUCCUUUCUCAAGAGUCUUGGAUAUGUUAGUGACCAGCAGGGGGCAGACGGAGGUCACGCUGGGCACUUUUUCCUUUAGGAGACUGAGAUGCCUGGCAAGAACUCUGCUUCCAGAACCCAUGGCUACCCUUUGUCCCACCACAGAUCUCGGGAUCCUUCCUGAUCCUAGACUUUAUCUCUCCCCACCACUCCUUUCCCUUCCACCUGCAUUUGUGGGAAGAGGGUUGAAAAGAUGGAGAGAGAUGGGAACCACCCUCCCAAUGAAUGACAUUCUAAUAGGGAUGUAGUUGGUAAAUUGCCACAGUUAACAAUAAUAUAGUGAAAUGUUGCCCCAAAUUAAGAAUUCCUGAGCUUAUGUGGAAAAUUAACCAGUAAGGGAAAGGAGGAUACACACGGAGCUGGUCUGACGUCCAAGCAAUUAUGGAACCCCAGCAUUGGAGAGUUGGAAGGGAUUUCAUUGGCCAUCUAGAAGGAAACCUUAUUGUAACAAUAAGUAGGCAUCCACUCUCUGCUUGAAGACCCCACUGAAAGGGAACCCACCCGGUCUUGAGACAGCCCACUCCACUUUUGAAUAGAUCUAAUUGUUAGGAGCUUUUUCCUGACAACAAGCUUACAUUGUUCUCAUUGCCACUUCCACCUUUUGCUCAUUUCUAUCCUCUGGGGCCAAGAAGAACAAGUCUGACCCCUCUACUAUUGUAAUAUCCCUUCAACCUUUCUCAGUCAAAAUUUAGUGAUGAUUUCUGCAUUCUCUAAGUCUCUCUUGUAGACUGUACAAGGUCUGGGGAAAUUUACAGGCAGCUAGGCUUGACAUGGAAGGAGUUAUAACUACAGGAUUCUGUUUCCUAUUCCCAAAUCAAAGGGGUUUCCGGGCCCAUUUCCCAAGGGGUAGUGCGUUUGCAAUUACGUUCACAUGUGCCUGAAUGUGCACAGGCAUUUUUGUGUUCAACUUACAAAUAUUUACUGAUAAUUAUCAGAGUACAGUUCUAAGCACUGUGGGAGGGACAAAAGAGUAAGAGGUAAUUUAAUUUUGAGGUGAUUUGUAAUGCUGUGUCUAUAUUUUCUUCUCUACUUAUUGACUGGGUAGAAAGUUAGGCAUGCAUAUGAAUGGUAUGGACUCUUACCCCAUGUAAGGAAUCCCUGUUCUAUUUAGACUUUUCACAGAACACCCUCUGAUCUUAAGGAACAAAUGUCUUCCUAUUUUGUGCCUUAUUCUAUGCUAAUUUUCAGAGGAUCAUUAAGCAAAGUAGAGCAUUACCUUUGGUUCUUUUAAUAGAUAGCAAUGAAGUGUUUAGGCUCUACUAUUACUCUUCACUACAGUGACUAUCCUAGCUUGUUUUCAGAUCAUAUACCUCCCAUAUAUGUUACUUCCAAACGAAUAAUUGUUGGUGGUAAAAUUACUUUAUAUGCCUCUCCAUUGGUGUUUCAGAUGGUUUGCACUUUUUAUUCUUCUGAGCGUUUUGCUCCAUAAUUCACAGUUGAAUGGCAAGAGGAAAAAGAAAAGCAUUUAAUAAAUACCUACUAUGUUCUAGGCACUAAGCUAAGUGCUGUACAAAUAAUAUCUCCUUUGAUUCUCCUAAUAAUCCUUGAGUUAGGUUCUGUUAUUUUCCACAUUUUUCAGAUGAAUUAACUGAGAUGGAAAGAGGUUGAAUGACUUGGCCAUAGUUGGCCAAUGACUUGGCUUGUUAGUGUCUCAAGUCAGAUUUGAAUUAAGAUCUUCUUGACUCUAAUGCUCUGGCCACUAUACAAUCUGUUGCCAGUAUUAAUGUUAGAAAAAAAAGGGGGGGGCUUUUGUGGCAGCUUGUAUUCAGGAAAAGCCCCAAACAACUUGCCAAAUAUGAUCAACCUGGUUUUCCUUUUCUUUAUGGAGCCAUCAUCUUCCAUAUGAACUGACUCUUUCAUUAUUGGGAAAACCUCAUCAUCCUACAAGAUCAGCCUUCAUACUCCAUAUUUUCAUUAUUUAUGUCCCUUUGAUUGGAAGGUGAAACUAUACUCUAAAAAUCUCCAUUGAAGGAUGGAGCUCAGUUCAGACUUCUUUUGAUUUGCACUACUUUGGGACUUCUCUGACUUCUCUACCAAUCCCCCUCAUUAGAUCCACCUCCUACUUUUUAAUAUUUUGUGUAUUGUCUUUCCUAGACUAGAUUGUAAACUCCUUGAGGGCAGCAACUUUCUUUCUUUUUUUUUUUUUUUUUUCUUAUUUGUAUUACUGCUGCUUAGCACAGUGCCUUGCCCAGGGUUGAUGCUUAAUAAAAUGUUUAUUGAUUAUUGACUAAUGAGUUAACUCUUUGGUCUGCUCACCCAACUGCAUGCCACAAUCUGGCAAUCCACUGGGUUUUUCCAUUGUGAAGGACUAGACUGAUGUCUUUUAAGUAACCAUGAACCUCACUGAGGAGACCCUGUAGUAUUAUGGGACUCAAUGCAAUCAUUAUAUCAUCUGCAAACAGAAACAUCCGUAGUCUCUUACCCCAUGUAGAGAACCUCUAUUCUAUUUGAACUUUUCAUGGAACAUCCUCCAUGACUCCAGAGAACAAAUGUCUUUCUGUUUUGUGCCUUGCUUUAUGUUAAUUUUCAGAGGAUCAUUAAACAAAGCUAUUUCUGUA
Molecule: messenger RNA, 6331 nt
Organism: Antechinus flavipes (yellow-footed antechinus)
Lineage: Eukaryota; Metazoa; Chordata; Mammalia; Dasyuromorphia; Dasyuridae
Gene: C2H20orf204
Product: chromosome 2 C20orf204 homolog
Exons: 3
Coding region: 156-1292 (378 amino acids)
Source: RefSeq, a predicted model, not a curated record